Messenger RNA from Sardina pilchardus (European sardine), 2789 nucleotides. It is a transcript of the gene ctsc, whose product is annotated as cathepsin C. Gene Ontology annotation, molecular function: cysteine-type endopeptidase activity. The coding region runs from base 429 to 1808 and encodes 459 amino acids. Lineage: Eukaryota; Metazoa; Chordata; Actinopteri; Clupeiformes; Clupeidae. The record is from RefSeq and is a predicted model, not a curated record. The transcript is spliced from 9 exons. Gene Ontology annotation, cellular component: lysosome.
CUUCCCUCCGCCGUGUAUUCAGAGAGGGGCCACACGAGGCUGGAAAACGAGGAGGGGAUCCGUGGACUACCGAGGAGGUAAGGACACUCACGAGAGGACGGAGACGCGCGCUGGAAGGUCUUUGCCCCAACAGCUUCCCUUCGAGUUAUCACUUCCGCAAACCGGUUUGCUGGAGAUCACAUGACUCAGAUCAUAUGACCUACGGGAAGCACGAACACGUCGCAGUUGCACAACAGAGGGCUGCUCGAGCACAGGUCAAAGCGACCCUCCGAACCGAACCGCACCGCACCGCCGCGUGGGUGUCAAGGGCGUCAAGGACUGAGUUAGUCAGAGUUUUAGAAGCAAAUUGCGCGCAGGACGCGUGAGUCGAUCUCUGUGUUUUCCGGUGUCUUUGUCCUCUCGGCCACACACACACACACACGCGCGCAAUGAAGGGAAAUGUAGGGUUGCUGUUGUGUGCGCUCGCGUUGUUCGUAGCAGGCGCCAGAGGCGACACACCCGCGAACUGCUCCUACGAAGACCUGUUGGGCACAUGGGUGUUUCAGGUGUCGGAGGGCGGCAAAGAUCGGAGUGUGAACUGCUCUGCGGAGACGGGCCCUGCGGUGAAGACGGUGACUGUGCAUCUGGAGAAGUUGUCUGUGGCUGCAGAUGACCUGGGCAACUCCGGCUUCUUCACCAUCAUCUACAACCAGGGCUUUGAGGUGGUGCUCAAUGACUACAAGUGGUUCGGCUUCUUUAAGUAUGGUGAGCACGGCUCGGAGGUGGUCAGCUAUUGUGACCAGACGCUGCCUGGUUGGGUGCACGACGUGCUGGGGAACAACUGGGCCUGUUUCACCGGCAAGAAGCUCACCGCCGUGCCUCCCCACCGCCACCGCAACCCCCCCACCCCCGCCCACCGGUUGCUGCAGCAGACCUACAAGGCUAGUGAUGAGUUUGUGGAGGCCAUCAACGCGGCCCAGAGCUCCUGGAGGGCCACGAGCUACUCACACACACAACUACACACACUCCAGCAGAUGAUCUACAGAGCAGGAGGACCUCGCUCACACAUCCCACAACGUGUUCGCCCUGCCCCUGUUUCCAUGGAGACGGCAAAGCUGAGCGCUGGGCUUCCUGAGCGCUGGGACUGGAGAAAUGUGGGAGGAGCCAAUUACGUCAGUCCCGUGCGUAACCAAGCAUCCUGUGGGAGCUGCUACUCCUUUGCCUCUAUGGGGAUGCUGGAGUCUCGCAUUCGGAUCCAGACCAACAACACUCUACAGCCCAUCCUCAGCCCCCAGCAAGUAGUAUCCUGUUCUCAGUACUCGCAAGGCUGUGAUGGUGGCUUUCCGUACCUCAUUGGGAAGUACGUGCAGGACUUCGGCAUCGUGGAGGAGGACUGCGUUCCGUACCUCGGGGCCGACGCCCCCUGCUCCGUCCCCGACAACUGCCGCCGCCACUACGCCUCGGAGUACCACUACGUGGGCGGUUUCUACGGCAACUGCAACGAGCAGGCCAUGAUGCUGGAGCUGGUGAGGGAUGGCCCAAUGGGCGUGGCCUUUGAGGUGUACCCAGACUUCAUCCACUAUCAGGAGGGCAUCUACCACCAUACAGGUGUGUCUGUGGGCGGCGUCAACCCCUUCGAGCUGACCAAUCACGCGGUGCUGCUGGUGGGCUAUGGGCGGUGCCACAUGACGGGGCAGAAGUUCUGGAUCGUGAAGAACAGCUGGGGCACAGGGUGGGGCGAGGAGGGCUACUUCCGCAUCCGCCGCGGCCACGACGAGUGCAGCAUCGAGAGCAUCGCCGUCGCCGCCAAGCCCAUCUCGCCGCUGUAGACACACACACUCACACACACGCACACACGUGCACACACACGGAUAAGCAUACACACACAUACAGGAAGACACGCAACUCACACUUGCACAUACAUAAACAUGCACACACACACAUACACUUACAUACCAAUGCACACACACUUCCAUGCGCAUACACUGCAUUCACACAUGUCUACAUAUAUGCAACCAAGGCAUCUUGCGUCUCUACCAGAUUACUCUGAUUCUGUAAAAGAUUUUUCUACAAUCACUUAGGCUGAUACUGUGGCACACCCACGCUGAUCAUGAUGACAAGGGAACGUACGUGUGUGUGUGUGUGUGUGUGUGUGUGUGUGAGUGAGAGAGUGUGUGUGUGAGUGUGAGAGAGUGUGAGUUGGAACUGGGAAAUAAUUUUACUGCCAUUUGACUCCUUAAAUCUCAGGAAAUCAAAGGUGUGUGUGUGUGUGCGUGCACGUGCGCGUGCGUGUGUGCGUGCGUGUGUGUGUAAAGAAAAAGGGACAGAUGAAUGGACAAAUGGGUAGACAGAUGAUAAGGGAAUAACACACACACACAAACAAACAAACAAACAAACAAACAAACAAACAAAGGGACACACAGGGAUGGAACUGCACUGAUGGAAUAUGAGGGACACACACACACACACACACACACACACAGGGAUGGAACUGCACUGAUGAAAUAUGAGGGACACACACACACACACACACACACACACACACACACACACAGGGAUGGAACUGCAAUGAUGGAAUAUGAGGGACACACACACACACACACACACACACACAGGGAUGUAACUGCACUGAUGGAAUAUGAGGGACACACACACACAGUGUGAGGGCCAGGGGGCAGGAGGUGUGUAAGGAGGUGUGUAGAGAGUGACUGAUGACGGAGUGCCUCUGCUUUUAGUUGUGAAUUUUUUUAUGUGAGAAAAUCCUUUGGGAAAUACAUGUCUUUGGGAAAUAAAGAUUUCUUUUACUUCUA